AUGCAGAACGAACAGUUAAACGAAUUUACUCCAGCAGAGCAUAUUCAUCAGAUUCGCUCAUAUUUCGAUAUCAUAGACAAUGCAGUUCAAAUUGGUGACACUAAUAGAAAAUAUUCUGACGCAAAGAUUCCAUCACAACCUGGAACUGCUAAAGAUAACACAUGGGUAACAUUCCAUCUCUCACCUCCUGGUGAAAAUAUGUUGGACCUUUACAAUACAUUCAUUACGUAUAAAAUGGAAGGUCAAUUUAUUGUAGAUAAAGAAAUUGGUUCAGGUUCCAAUAAAACAAACCCACCAGGAUUUUGGAUUGGUUUCGAUGACGCUUUCUAUGCAGUUGCUGGAUAUCAAAUCCUUGCAAAUGGUCGUAUCGUAUAUUCUCAAGACAACGCAAGAGAAGAAGCAUAUAUAACUUCAAACUCACAAACUACCGAACAAAUAAAGAAAGUAGAUGUUUUCUCAAAGACUCGACAUGAAGAUGUAUGGAGUCAUUCGGGAACAUGUAGAACAGGACAAAUUGUUAGUGGUCCAAUUACAGCAGGAAAAUCAUUUGAUUUUAAGCUUCGUUUAAGAAUUCCUGUUAGAAGAUUCCUUCCAUUAGAAGCUAUUCGAUUUAUUCCAGCUUUUGCAGGAAACAUUCAGCUUAAAGUAAAGUUCAGUAGCGACGCCUUACAAUGCACAUCUAUAUCUGUAAAUGAUAUCAUUGCUUUCAAUCCAACUCUUAAAGUUGCAUUUGCUUCAGAUUCAAAUCCACCGACAAAUAAAUUUGUUCCAUGG
Messenger RNA from Trichomonas vaginalis G3, 774 nucleotides. RefSeq lists its product as uncharacterized. Lineage: Eukaryota; Parabasalia; Trichomonadida; Trichomonadidae. The annotation marks the transcript as partial. The transcript has a single exon. The record is from RefSeq and is a predicted model, not a curated record.